UAUUAAGCAUAUUUUAUCAAGCAUGUUCCGCGUCAUAACGAGAGCUGAGAGUCGCUUUGGUUUGUAGCAGGCAGACGGCUGCAGUUAAAUGAGGAUAAUCAGAUUAUGCGAAACCUGCAUGGACCUGUUUUAAUUAAACAGAAAUUUUAAAAAGACUUCUUAUCAUGUCCAGCCCGGUUCAAACCACAUCGGACAGUCUGUGUAAACUCGUCCGCUGGGCUCACAGCCACGGAACCAUCUGCAACCUCCUCCCCAGCCUGCAGCACAUCACCCGCGGCUCCUGCAGCAAUGUGCUGACACCUGAAUCAGGUCACCGUGGUGGCAGCAUCCCUGUUGCCGUGUGGGGCUGUGGCGCAGGACAUGCUUACCACUGGCCCCUUGGUGAAGAUGCCAACAGUUGUGGUGGGUCAGCAAGUGCCAGACAAGGCCAGGACAGAUUUGCAGGAGGGCAUCCAUCCAAUAAGGCUGCAGUGAGAACGUCACGUGACUAUAGCGAAGCAGCAUCAGAGGGCGAGGAGUUCAGCAGUCGGCUGUUUGACAUUGCCGCAGGUGAUUCGUCAGCCACAGAUGAGGAUGGCGACUAUGAGCCCCGGCCAUCUAGGAAAAGAAGUGGGGCACAGGGAGGAGCCAUCGCUGCAAAGAAGGUGAAACAGGAAUCCGCCUCAGUAGAUGAUGAUGAUGCUGAGCUCCCAGAGACAGACCCAGUCAGUGUUUUGGAGACUUGUCAGGCACCAAGCACAUACUCUCAAAUCACACAAACACUGGUGCCCAAAAAAGUCCUCUCAUCUUGCUGUCAGCCCCAGAAUGGACAACACAUGGGGUGUGAGGGGUUAGUGGACCCAGAGAUGGAGGUACUGGGAGGAGGCAGCUGCACAGCAGGGACCACGGAGCAGGCCGAGGGAUGCAGCUCUGCCACAGAGACUACAGUGAAGAAUGCAGCUGGAGGGGGUGAGAGUGAGCUGGAGAAGCUGCGUGCACUGCUUUUUGCAGAGCGCUGCCGAAAUCAACAGAUGACAGAGAUGAUCUCCAAUCUGAAGCAGGACAAAGAGCUGCUGCAGCAUGAACUCACGAAGAAAGCCGAGCUCAUCUGCGACUUCCUCCAGGACAAACUCCGCCCAGAGAAGAGGUGGCCUCAUUGUUCUACUCAGGUAGAACCAGGAAGCUCACACAUGACCUCUUCCGACGAUGCGGCCGGGUUUGAUUCGCCAACGCUAUUUGACUCAUUUGAGGAAGUGGAGCUUCAUCCUCUGGAGCAUCACCGGAGCCUGAAGAGCAAGAGGAGCCGGGACGGAGAAAACACUCGAGUCAGGAUGAAAAACGUGGUAGGUGUAAUAGCACGCUACAUGGCUGCCCUCCAGGAGUUUCGGCGCAGCGUCUCCAUGAAGGUGGCGUUCGACCGCAUCGGUGUGGACCGUAACACGAUAUCUCGUACGGCAGCCAUAGCUGAGCUCAGCCUGGCUGCUCCAGAGGUGUUCCACGCGCUGGCACCAUGGGAUGAGAAAGAGGAGACGCUGGCACACUACGCCCACCGCUGCCGACAGGCGAUGGACGACACCAUUAAGGCCAAGAUCAAAACGAUGAAAGCGAAAGGAGAACUGUUGCCCAUUGUGUCAAAGUGACUAUUCCAUAUAUGGUUCUUGGUCCCUCUGACCGAACCAUAGGCCUACAAAACAUCUCCAUACUUUGUGUAGAGAAAAAUACCCAAAUCAGAGAAAAAGACCACCCUGGGAUUUAUAGUAUCAUUUACAUCAAACCGUACAGUGUGAAUUGUAUUCUGGCUAUCGUGGGUGUAGAACUGGGUCUUUUUGCUUCCUGUCCAGUGAAUUUUUUUCUUGUAUGGUUACGAAACAGAAGUGUGAAACUGAGUCUUGUUUAAGUACACUGCAGACUCGACUGCUCAGAAUUCAUCAGUUUCCAUAGCAGCAGUAAAUAAGACUGAUCUGUGAAAAAUUUCUAUGUAUGGUAAUAUGCAUGGCAGCAUUUAUUCUGUUACAUG
Messenger RNA from Archocentrus centrarchus (flier cichlid), 1996 nucleotides. Its product is annotated as KIAA1958 ortholog. NCBI's taxonomy places the organism in Eukaryota, Metazoa, Chordata, Actinopteri, Cichliformes, Cichlidae. The record is from RefSeq and is a predicted model, not a curated record. The transcript is spliced from 6 exons. Gene Ontology annotation, cellular component: nucleoplasm. The coding region runs from base 165 to 1619 and encodes 484 amino acids.